Cyphellophora europaea CBS 101466 is the source of this 780-nucleotide messenger RNA. RefSeq lists its product as uncharacterized. Lineage: Eukaryota; Fungi; Ascomycota; Eurotiomycetes; Chaetothyriales; Cyphellophoraceae. Gene Ontology annotation, molecular function: precorrin-2 dehydrogenase activity; protoporphyrin ferrochelatase activity. The transcript has 2 exons. The record is from RefSeq and is a predicted model, not a curated record. Gene Ontology annotation, biological process: siroheme biosynthetic process. Bases 1 to 780 code for a protein of 259 amino acids.
AUGCCCGAACAGUUCCCUCAGGUGCAGGGCGGAGGCUCCCUGAUCCUCGCCUGGCAAAUCCGGAACAAGAAUGUCCUAGUCGUAGGCGGCGGCGAGGUCGCAGCCGGCCGCAUCCUCAACCUCCUCAACGCCGACGCACGCGUCACCGUCGUCUGCCCUUCUUCGGGCCUCAACCCGGAAGUCCGCCACCGCAUCGCCCACGGCCAAGUGACGCACGUCGACCGCGUCUUCCUACCCCUCGACCUCGAGCCCUCAAAAAACGUCGCCAUGGUCCUCACCGCCAUCGACGACCCAGCCGCCUCGACCCGCAUCUGGAAAUACUGCAAGGCGCAGCGCGUCCCCGCCAACAUCGCCGACGUGCCGCCCGAGUGUGACUUCUACUUUGGGAGCGUGCACCGUGACGGCCCGCUGCAGAUCAUGGUGAGCACGAACGGGAAUGGGCCGCGGCUGGCGGCGAGGAUCCGGCGGGACAUUGCAGGGUUUCUGCCGCAGGGGACGGGCGACAGUAUCGCGCGCGUGGGCCAGCUGAGGAGGAAAUUGCGCAAACGAGCGCCGGGGAUCGGCACGGAGGAUAUCCAGCGGCGCAUGGCGUGGAUGACGCGCGUGUGCGAUGAAUGGGAGGGCGAAGAGCUGGGUGUGUUGGGCGACGACGAGAUGGAUGCGCUUGUGAGAUUCUAUGACACGGACGAGGUGCCGAGCUUCGAACAGCUGCGCCUGGGCGGCGGCAAGCAGGACGGCGUUGUCUGGGAUUGGGAUGGCAGCUACGGAUUCGCCAUUUGA